This is a messenger RNA of Thamnophis elegans (Western terrestrial garter snake), 884 nucleotides long. RefSeq names its product zinc finger protein 572-like. The coding region runs from base 375 to 884 and encodes 169 amino acids. NCBI's taxonomy places the organism in Eukaryota, Metazoa, Chordata, Lepidosauria, Squamata, Natricidae. The transcript is spliced from 3 exons. The record is from RefSeq and is a predicted model, not a curated record.
GCUUGAAUCAAAGCACCGCUAAACAAGGGAUCACACACAUUUUUGACAUCCUCAAGAAUAUCAGUGGAAUAAAAGCUCCAUAGACGUGCCUGUUGUGGGGAAGAUACAACUUGCAAAUCACAGCUGAUUAUGCACGAGAGUAUACAAACUGGAGAAAGUCAUAUAAAUACUCUGAAUGUGGCAAAAGCUUUGGUCACAACAGUUUCCUUGUGGUUCAUGGAAGGACCCAGACAGGAGAGAAGAAAUACAAGUGCUCCCAAUAUGAUAAUACUUUAGUGAGCAUGGCAACAUGGUGAUACAUUAGAGGACUCACACCAGAUAGAAAACAUAUAAGUGUCCAGUUUGUGUGAAAGUUUCAUUGAAAUUACCUACUCAUGAGACAACGGAGGACUCAUUCAGGAGAUAAACCCUUUGAAUGUGCUUAUCUGUGGGAAAUGUUUCAGUCAGACUUCCAAAAUGGUGAUACACCAGAAGACUCACACACAGGAAAGAAACCAUAUGAGUGUCCAGAUUGUGGAAUAAGUUUUAUUCAGAAUUCUUUUUUGUUGAGACACCAGAUGAUUCACACAGGAGAGAAACCCUUUGAAUGCCCUAUCUGUGGGAAAGGUUUCAGUCAGAAUUCCCACCUGGUGACUCAUCAGAGGACUCACACAGGAGAGAGGUCUCAAGCAAGAGAGAAACCAUUUGAAUGUCCUGAUUGUGGGAAAAGUUUUGGUCAAAAUUCCCAUCUGGUGACUCAUCAGAGGACUCACACAGGAGAGAAACCCUUUGAAUGUCUGAUUUCAAAAAUUCACCUAGUGAGACACCAGAGAAGUCACACAGGAGAGAAAGCAUAUGAGUGUCCAGACUGUGGAAAGAUUUCAGUACUAAGGAUAGCCUUCUAA